Messenger RNA from Cadophora gregata, 3741 nucleotides. RefSeq lists its product as uncharacterized. Gene Ontology annotation, cellular component: nucleus. Lineage: Eukaryota; Fungi; Ascomycota; Leotiomycetes; Helotiales; Ploettnerulaceae. Gene Ontology annotation, molecular function: DNA-binding transcription factor activity, RNA polymerase II-specific; zinc ion binding; transcription cis-regulatory region binding. The coding region runs from base 1 to 1944 and encodes 647 amino acids. Gene Ontology annotation, biological process: positive regulation of transcription by RNA polymerase II. The record is from RefSeq and is a predicted model, not a curated record. The transcript has 7 exons.
AUGAACGGCAGUGAUGAGCUAUCUUCAGUUCAAAGAGACUCUGUAUUUACUCAACAGGCCAAGAAGACGCGGACAAGAUCGGGGUGUCUCGUCUGCCGUCGUCGACGAAGAAAAUGCGAUGAACUUCGGCCAGAAUGUGCAAAUUGUCGCGAGAGGGGAAUGAAGUGUGAAUGGGGAAUGAAGAUAAAAUUCCGAAGCGAUAAUGCGACGCAGAUUGACUCUGAACAUCCUUCCAUGCGUGAAGGAUCAAGAAAAAGAGCUCGGCAUUUCAGGAUUGUAGACGUGACAUCGAGGUUCGAGAAGGACUUUCAACCAGAAACUCCUUCACACCACAGCCCCAGAGAUCUCGAAACCGCCGUCACUCUCACAAGCCCUCACAGCACUACAUUCCAGGGAGAGGUUACAGAGUCUCCGGCGCCAUUGAGAGAAGAAAAUCAUCAGCAAUUUUCUCAAUGGCAUUCAGAAUCUCCUUCGUUUAAUACGCCUGGCUCUUUGACUGCAUCCUUCACAGACGACUCUUCUUUCAGGACAGAAGAUGGGCAGUAUAGUCAUGCAAGUCCAAGGAGCUUGUCUCAAGUAUACGCUCACAGGGACUCUCACAACCAGGUCUACCCAAACAUCAACCAGCAUAAUGCAUCAAGUGAUGGGCUGACUCCCAAUUUGACGUUGGCAAACAGCCGAGUUCGAUUUGAAGAUGCAGCUGCUGAUCUUCUCGCUCUUCGUUACUUGCAGCAGUCCAAAGCUGCACCUCAAGUACAAAUGCCUCCCCCCGGUAAUCCGAACGCGCUGAGGAGUAUCGGUGAAGUAGAGAUGCUCGAUCAUGGGAUAUUUGAUGACCAGCAAGAUGGGAUCUUCAUACCCGGAUCAGUGUUCCAAGAAUUUCAUUCAACCCUAAGAGACCACUUGAUAUAUACAGCUCGAUCAAGCUGCCCAACUCGCGUGGGUACACCAGAGGUACAUCCAGAUCAAACCUUUACCGAGAGACUCGUACCAAGAGACGAACGGAUAGAAGUCGAGCCCCAAUCAACCGCAAGUUCCAGACCGCAUGAAAUCACCCCACAACGAGAAUAUAUUCUGUGGAAAACUUGGAUAGAUGAAAUCGCACCGUGGCUUGACAAAUUUGACAACAAUCGACAUUUCGAGCACAAGAUUCCCAUGAUCGCGAGAAAAACACCUCAUCUUCGCAACUCAAUACUGGCAUUAUCAGCCCGCCAGAUUGAGAUGAAGGAAAACUCCAAGUCUUCAUCAGAAAGUCUCGCUUUAUACCAAGAAGCCAUUCAUGUUCUGCUUCCUGAGCUGCAGAGCAAAGGCACUGCAGUGAUAGCAUCUUGUGUUAUACUGUGUGUGCUGGAAAUGAUGAGCUGUUCUCCGAAAGAGUGGAGAAGGCAUCUUGAAGGAUGUGCGAACUUACUUGAGGCGGUUGGAAUUAAUGGAUUCGUCGGUGGAGUCGAAGAAGCUCUGUUCUGGUGUUUUGCUCGCAUGGAUCUUUGCGGCGCGUUGAUCUCGCAAGACAUUACACUCAUCCCAGUAGCUCGUUGGGCAUCGAAUGUUGACUUCUCAUCAGACGUCAAGCUUUUCCGAAAUCCCGGGAACGGGUUCGACACAUAUGCCAAUUAUGCAGUAUUUCUGUGUGCCAACUGUGUGGCAUAUCUCAAAGAUUGUAAAGCUUUGUCGGCAGAGAUUCGAAAGAGUCGAUGGAUGGAGCUCAUCAAUCUUCUCGAAGAUUGGCACUUGGAACGACCAGAAGAAAUGAAACCUAUUAUGACCAUUUCGCUUCAGGAAGGUGAGGCACAUCGCCCAUUCCCAACCGUAUUGUAUGGAAACGGGCCCGCAGGUGAGACUCAUAUCCAUUGCUUCCUAAAGUUUUGUCUGACAAGCUUCAGUAUCGGGCAAUCAGCUGUAUCAUACCGCGAUGUUGCUGAUGUUACAAGAAAAGCCUGGUAGCAUUCAGCUUUCACGGAAACUAGUAAGUAAGCUCUUUGUUUUGAUACACUUCUCUAAUGCGUUCAUUCUUUAGAAAUCAAUUUUCUGGCACGCCCGUCAAAUUUUUGCCAUCUCCGAAUCUAAUACGCAUCAUGGCGCCUGGACCAAUUCAAUCCAACCGAUAUGGAUUGCGGGGAAAGUAAUGAGCCACCCGAGUGAACACGAAGCCAUCUUAGAUAUACUCGAGAGAAUAGAGCGAGAGACGGGUUGGGUGACGAGUUGGAGGAGAGAGGACUUGAAGGCUUGGUGGGGUGAUUGUGAUGAGUAAACCCCCAUUCAUGAGGUGGUGAAUAUGUGAGACUGGUAAUACCAUGAAACUUUCGCAUACGAACGAAAGACUCGGACAUCUAGAUUGUAAUGAGGCAAAAAAAAAAAAUUGUAUUGAGAGACAGGAGUGGUAGCGAGGGACACUGCCUUAAUGCAUAGCCCGAGACCGACCAACGUGUUCUAAACACAAUUGCACGUCGAACCAACAGAUAGUAUAUGUGGAGAGUAGUGGUGUGAAGCACUACCGCUAAGCUACACUUCUAUUGAAUUUCUAACGGGUUGUCAUUUAUUUGGAUGGAUAGCUGGUAGGUCUCUGGCAGUGUGCGGUGUACGAAAGUCCUGUGUGUCAUUUGAUAUUUAUAUGACGUCCUUGGGGAAUGGGAAUAGUCUAAUGGAUUCAGCCAAACACAAAAAUAAUUGUACACAUCUUCCUCUAGUAUUACAAGUCUCAUCUCAUCCCCGCUCCUCUCCGCUCAUCUCCCAGCAUCAAACUUCGCCCUCUCCUCCUCGCUUGUCGCUACAUUAUCCACCGUCCACCUCCAAAGAUCAUCCUGAGACUCCACCUUAUAACUAUCAACACUACUCUGUAUCUCCCUCGUGCCUUCAAAGUACUUUCCCGACACCCCUUCAAACUCCUCACCCGUGGCCAGCUUCGCCAGUGCAGUACCAGACUCCUUCGGUGAAUGGAUAUUAGGAUCCACUAAUUUCCUCGCAAGCGGGAUGAAUAGAGGGAUGAUGCUGAACCAAAGAAAGUUGGGGAUGUAGUUGAAAAUCUUCCAAUCUCUUACAAGAGAUGUGCCGGGCAUGAGGCCUGGAUCCAUUGCCACCACCGUAAUAUUCUUGGUGGAAGUCGUUUUCUGUGCCUCCAAAUGCCGAUGGAGAGCGUACAUCCAAAGUAUGUUCGUCAACUUGCUUGUUGCAUAUCGCUGUAGUCCCUCUUUCAUAGUAGCCCACUCGCCUGUGGGAUGUGCCAGCAUCUCCGCAGAGAUGUACACUGCGUCUGGCAGCCCAGUUUUCUGCGCUGGGUCAUGAGUCCCGCUCGCGGUAAUAAUAACGCGUGCGUUUUCUGCAAAAUAUGGCGUGAGGAGAUGGUAGAGGAGUACAUGUCCAACAUGCGUGAUCCCGAAAGUCUUCUCAAUGCCGUCGUCAGUAAAGUAUAGCCCCUCAGGGAACUGUAGUGCGGCGUUCAGGAGCAGGGCUUUGAUUGGUGGAUAGUUGUUCUUUGAUAGUUCUGCAGCAAAUGCUCUGAUAUUAGAAAGGUUGGCGAGGUCAAGGGGGAUAAAUAUGGCGUUUUUCUGGCCCAAAGUCUUGUUGAUGGAUGAUGCCGAGGUGGAUGAAUCUUUGCGGGAGGCGACGAUGAUGAGGGAGUCGGGUUGUUGACGUGCGAGAAUUAGCGCAGCAUUGUAUCCUAGACCAGAUGUACCGCCUGUGACUAUUAUAGUGGAUGCAAAAGCCAUGAUGGGUGACUUGUUGAUCUGUUUGGUGACUGAA